This is a messenger RNA of Condylostylus longicornis, 1154 nucleotides long. Its product is annotated as delta(3,5)-Delta(2,4)-dienoyl-CoA isomerase, mitochondrial-like. Gene Ontology annotation, cellular component: mitochondrion. The transcript has 4 exons. The coding region runs from base 90 to 1040 and encodes 316 amino acids. The record is from RefSeq and is a predicted model, not a curated record. Gene Ontology annotation, molecular function: delta(3,5)-delta(2,4)-dienoyl-CoA isomerase activity. Lineage: Eukaryota; Metazoa; Arthropoda; Insecta; Diptera; Dolichopodidae.
UGUACCUUGAACUUUCGAGAUUUGUUGCCUUGUUUAAAUUGUAUUUUUAUCAUUUGUUUUUAAAAAAGUUAUUAUAAUUUUAUUAAAAAAUGAAUUUGGUAAACUUUAAUAUUACAAAAAAUAUUUGUCGUAGCUUAGUUUCAGUAACACGAUUCAAAAUUACCAGAGGAUUAUCUUCCAAGAUGAUACCCACUUCCACAAAUGAUGAUGUGGAUCAUUUAAAAAACAUUCGUGUAACAAUUCCAAAACCUUACGUUUUUCAUGUCGAAUUGCAUCGUCCUAAUAAGUUAAAUGCAUUCAAUAAGGAAAUGUGGAUGGAAAUUAAACAUUGCUUCGACUCUCUUAGCAUAAAUCCUGAUUGUAGAGUAAUUGUUUUAUCAGCUGCAGGAAAAAUAUUCAGUGCUGGAAUAGAUUUAAGUAGCAUGAUGGUAAUAGCUCAAGAACUAGCCGAAGUGGACGAUGUUGCCCGAAAAGGAAUUCUGAUGAGCAGAAUUGUUAAGACGUAUCAGGAUGUAAUAAGCUCAUUAGAAACAUGUUCAAAACCCGUAAUAGCAGCGAUUCAUUCAGCUUGUGUUGGGGCCGGAAUUAAUUUGGUUAGUGCCGCAGAUAUCCGCUACUGCACACAAGAUGCUUGGUUCCAAAUAAAAGAAGUUGAAAUUGGUAUGGCGGCCGAUAUUGGUGUAUUGCAGAGACUGCCCAAAGCAGUUGGUAGUCAGAGUUUAGUUCGAGAACUUUGUUAUACUGGAAGAAAAUUUUUCAGCAAAGAAGCUUAUGAAUCUGGUAUGGUGUCAAAAGUUUAUGAUACAAAAGAUAAACUACUGGAAGGUGCCAUAUCAAUGGCAGAAUUGAUUGCAGAAAAAAGCCCAGUAGCGGUUCAAGCUACAAAAAAGAAUUUGGUUUAUUCUUUAGAGCAUACAAAUCAGGAGGGGCUAGAUCAAAUUAGAGAAAUAAACAGUUUACAAUUGUUAAGUGAGGAUUUUUUGGAAGCGACAACAGCCCAACUCACCAAAUCCGACAAGCCAACUUUUUCGAAAUUAUAAAACUAUAAUGACAAUAAUGUGUUUGUAUUUUUUAUAUGAAUGUUAUGAGAACAUUAUUACUUUUGCCAAUGUUGCUUUUUAUAUAUUACUUAAUACAUAAUUUUUUACAUACUA